AUGGUUGCAGAGCAAGCGCGCGAUGCGUCCGUCAGGCAUUCGGUCCUUCUCCGACUUGGGGAGCACUACGAUUUCCAGGCUGCCCAGCGCAUCGCCAUUAGCAACAUUUUUGAGCAGAGCAUGAAGGACCCAACUAAAUUGAUUGCUGUGUCUUGGGACAAAAUGGACCAAUUGAAAACGAUUGUACCCCGCGUGCAGGCUUUGAGCCACACGUCGUUCCAAAAACAAGGUGCCCGCAUUGUUGUCGCAUUAUUUGGGGUGCACGCGCCGUGCCUCUGGAAAAGACCAUUAUUUUACACCGUGUUCAAAGACCGGGAGCAGGGUUCCGACAUGGUCGUAGGCAUUCUAUGGGACGUUCUGCUGGAAGCGGCGCGGUCCCAAGGCGUUCUACCCCGCCGCUUCUUCAUCCAGGCGGACAACACUGCAAAGGAAACCAAAAACACUAUCGUUCUUGGUGCAGCAGUGUGGGUCUUGGCGCAGUUACAAUACACGUGCUUGACUUCGAUCGAGUUUGGAUUUUUGAUCGUUGGCCACACGCACGACAUAGUGGAUGCAAUAUUUGCUUACGUGGGGGCUGCUUUGCGCGGGCGCGACAUUUUAUCGGUUCCCCAGAUGUUCACUGCGCUGGAGGCGCACAUGAAGAACCCGCCCAUGUGGAAGCACCUGCGGGACGUUUUCGCCUUCAGGGACGAGCAACCGUCGUUCCUCUCGUCGGAUACUGUGAAAGGCGUCGCGAGCCCCCACCAUAUCCGGCUUUUCUGGUCUACAGACGGGAGUAUUUCCGUGCAGUCAAAGAAGUGGAUGACAUCACUGGAUUGGUCUGACCCUUUUGUGAUUGCCGAUCCCAGUCAAGUUCGCGAGCUACAGGGAACGUGGCCUUCGUUGACACAUCCUGAGUGGUCCGAGUCGGACGUGUCCUCGGGAUUGGAAUGGUUGCGCAAGCUUCGCGCGUUGCUCGAAGCUGGUGGGCCUUGCAAGUACAAAUUGGGCCGUACUGGAGAAUGGGGCGCGUCUUCUGGGGGGGGGGCAUCCCUGCGCGACAGAUGGCGCGCGCCUAUCGGGGCCAUGCUUGUUUGA
Molecule: messenger RNA, 1077 nt
Organism: Prorocentrum cordatum
Lineage: Eukaryota; Dinophyceae; Prorocentrales; Prorocentraceae
Source: the annotation of a GenBank genome assembly